AUGCGGUUUCUACGCUCUUUAGUCCCGUCGCUGUUACUCCUGGGUGCGGGCGUCGCAGAGGCAGCUGCGUCCUGGAGUUUCGACGAAGGGGUGAUUUCUGUUGCUCGGAAGGGUGGUGCCGACAGCUCGUUCAAAGACAAGCUCUCCAAUAAGGUCCCUCUGGCAAAGCCCGUACCACUGGGUCCUGCCGAUACCCUCAAGAUUGUCCUCUCAGCGACCGAAGACGGAAUAGCAAAGAAACCACACCAAGCCUUCCUCCUUCUGAGGGACCAAGACUCGGGGCUAGAAGAAUCAUUCCAGUUUACCUUCAGGAAGACUGAGCAGGGGAAGGUCGACUUCACCCAAAAAGACCUCCCAUACCAACUCCUCAAAUCCACCCAACCACUGAAAGCCACUGUUCUCCUCGCAUCUUUCGGCCCCGCCCGCGGCUUCAGCAGCCACGUCUUCAACCUCGAUGUGCAGCUCGACGCCUCUGCACCCGAGCUGGAUUACGAGAAGCCGGUGAGAUACGGACAGCGCGAGGAGAUCAACCAUAUUUUCAAAGCGGACCCUAAGAGCGGACCCGUGGUCAUCUCUGCCUUCUUCGUUCUUGCUAUCCUGGCCACGGUGCCAAUUCUGCUUGGAACUUGGGCAUACCUCGGAGCUAACCUCAGCCAUCUAUCCAAAGCGUUUGGAGCUGCACCUGUCUCCCACGGCCUGUUCUUUGGGUCCAUUUUGUCGAUGGAGGGGCUCUUCUUUCUCUACUACUGUAACUGGACUUUGUUCCAGACCCUGCCAGCUGCUGGGGUCAUCGGACUGAUAGCUUUCUUGAGUGGAAGCAAGGCUCUGUCGGAAGUUCAGAGCCGUCGUAUGGCAGGCGAGAGAUAG
Drepanopeziza brunnea f. sp. 'multigermtubi' MB_m1 is the source of this 867-nucleotide messenger RNA. RefSeq lists its product as uncharacterized. Gene Ontology annotation, cellular component: membrane; oligosaccharyltransferase complex. Gene Ontology annotation, biological process: protein N-linked glycosylation. The record is from RefSeq and is a predicted model, not a curated record. Lineage: Eukaryota; Fungi; Ascomycota; Leotiomycetes; Helotiales; Drepanopezizaceae.